Diospyros lotus (date-plum) is the source of this 1878-nucleotide messenger RNA. Its product is annotated as aldehyde dehydrogenase family 3 member F1-like. Lineage: Eukaryota; Viridiplantae; Streptophyta; Magnoliopsida; Ericales; Ebenaceae. Bases 209 to 1669 code for a protein of 486 amino acids. The transcript has 10 exons. Gene Ontology annotation, biological process: aldehyde metabolic process. Gene Ontology annotation, molecular function: aldehyde dehydrogenase (NAD+) activity. Gene Ontology annotation, cellular component: cytoplasm. The record is from RefSeq and is a predicted model, not a curated record.
GGGGGGGUUGGACGGAUUAAAUGUUGAUGAACAGAGAAAUCGAAAGGACUUGAAGAAAUUGAGAGAAAUACAGAAGCAGGGCGCCAUCAUUAUUGCUUUGAUUAGUAAGAAGCGCCAACCACAUAGGUCAUGACGGUGGUUGAACGUCAAGCAUAAAUAGCAGCAUGGCGUUGGAAGUUGCGUCCAGUGGUUGCUCGUAAUUGGCAAAAUGGAAGCGACGGAGCAUGAUUUGGAGAGGCAAGUGAAGGAAGUCAGGGACGCGUACAACUCCGGGAAGACCAAGGAAGAGAGCUGGAGAAGAUCGCAGCUCAAGGCUCUGCUCGCUCUGCUCGAGGAGAGAGAGGACGACAUUUUCGAAGCUCUAAAACAGGACAUCGGCAAGCAUCCUGCCGAGGCCUACCGAGAUGAGAUAGGAACGUUGAUCAAAUCUGUGAAUUAUGCUUUGGGAUGCUUAAAGCAAUGGAUGUCAUGGAAAAAGGUUACGUUGCCUGUAGUUGCAUUUCCAUCAUCAGCAGAAUUGGUUCCUGAGCCUCUUGGCCUUGUCCUUAUUAUCUCAUCUUGGAAUUUUCCCUUUGGCUUGUCGCUGGAACCAUUGAUUGGAGCAAUCGCUGCUGGAAAUGGAGUGGUUAUAAAACCUUCAGAUCUAUCUCCUGCAUGUUCUUCAGUUCUAGCUAAUACCAUCCAUACUUACCUAGACAGCGAAGCUGUGAAGGUUAUUCAAGGUGGCCCUUCUGUUGGUGAUCGACUCUUGCAACUGAAAUGGGACAAGAUUCUCUUUACAGGUAGCGCACGAGUGGCAAAAAUUGUUAUGGCUGCAGCUGCAAAGCAUCUUACGCCUGUCAUUUUGGAGUUGGGUGGGAAGUGCCCUGCAGUGGUUGAUUCAAUAUCUGGUUCUUGGGAUAGAGAAGUGGCGGUAAAACGAGUUGUUGCUGGUAAAUUUGGUACCUGUGCUGGUCAAGCAUGCAUAGGAAUUGAUUAUAUCCUUGGAGAAAAAGCAUUCAUUCCCACUUUGGUUGAACAAAUUAAGGUCAUGAUCAAGAAAUUGUUUGGAGAAAACCCGAAAGAGUCGAACAGUAUAUCAAGAAUAAUCAACAAGCACCACUUCUUAAGAUUGAAAGCUCUAUUAGAUGAGCCUAUGGUCAAAGCUUCUAUUGUUUACGGGGGUUCACUUGACGAAGAUGAACUGUUUAUCGAGCCAACAAUUUUGGUUGAUCCCCCACUCGAUGCUACCAUCAUGUCAGAAGAAAUAUUUGGACCAUUGCUUCCAAUAAUUACAUUGGAGAAGAUUGAAGAUAGUAUUGAAUUCAUAAAAUCAAGGCCCAAGCCUCUUACUAUCUACGCCUUCACCAAAAAUGAAGAGCUUAGCAGAAGGCUCACAUAUGAGACUUCGUCAGGGACCUUGACGUUCAACGAUGCUAUUGUUCAAUACGCAGCUGACACUGUCCCAUUUGGAGGAACUGGUGAAAGCGGAUUCGGAAGGUACCAUGGAAAAUUCUCUUUUGAUGCAUUCACACACGAGAAGGGAGUUGUCAGAAGAAGUUUUCUUACAGACUUCUGGUUUAGAACACCCCCCUGGAACGAUUACAAAUUGCAGCUGUUGAAAUCAGCUUACCGGUUCGAUUAUCUUAAUCUGCUUCUCAUCACAUUGGGCUUAAAGAAGAGGUAUUAAGGUUCAAAAGCCCCUAGUGCCCAAAUAUAGCUGCGUGUAUAAGCUCUAUACUAGGUAGUUUAUUGUGCCCCUUUAGCUUGUGAAAAUGCACAUUUAUCUUUAAAACUUGUUUCCAGUGGGAAACGGUACCCAUAAAGCUGAAAAAAAUUGAUUGUUCUGGGAGGUUUUGAUUGUUAAAUAAGAAUUCACCAUUCCUUCUUCAUGCUCAA